Messenger RNA from Daphnia magna, 1926 nucleotides. RefSeq lists its product as uncharacterized. The record is from RefSeq and is a predicted model, not a curated record. Lineage: Eukaryota; Metazoa; Arthropoda; Branchiopoda; Diplostraca; Daphniidae.
AUGCAACGUCUUCACGAAGCCUUCGUAUUGGUUAAAGCAAACUUGACCCAAGCCAGGGAACAGCAAAGGACCCAGUACGACAAGCGGGCUCGUGAGCAAGCAUUCAACAUCGGUGACAAGGUGUUAAUCGACGUAAGAACGCCAAUGACAGGCACAAGCAAGAAACUCAUACCCCGUUUUAUGGGGCCAUACCGCGUCACAAAAAUCAACAACAACCACACCGUGGAAAUUCAAAAAUGCGUGGGAAAACAGACCCAGUUGGUGCACGUAAACAGGAUCAAACCCCUGUAUGAAUCUAUGAUCUGGAAGGAAGAACCUUGCGUGGAUUUCCAACAGAGUUGUGAUCACCCAAUACCACUGGAGCUCACCAACGAACUAGAAGUACCACCCCCAACGGAUGAAGAGUACGCUCCGCAGGAAGAACAGGAUCUGAUAGACCUCGACGUCGGUCCAUCUCCCUUACCAGAAGGAACGAUAACUUCAAACCUCCACAAAGGACCAAACAUAGACCUCUCUUUCACCCCGGAACGACUCUCUUUAACCACCGUAUCGUAUCUUCGAUUGCCUAGAUUAUUGUUGAUGUCCCUCCUCGCCCUCCUGUUUUUUACCCCCUUGGCUGCAGUUAAUACCACCGUGUGUAACUGUGAUGGUGCGGCAAACCUGGGAUUCCUGGAGUUCACGGAGGAAGACUGCUCUUUCGAAGCCGCCCCCACUCCACCGGUACCCAUUACGUACGCUAUCUACUCUACACUACCAGAAGUUAAACGCUUUGCUGGCCACACGUGUAGCAUGUGGGUAGCCACCACCACAGUGUACAAGGACUUCAUGCAAUGGAAUCAAGUGUCUUACAGCCACAACCCCAUCGAAGUGGACGCAGCAACGUGCCGAAGGAUGAGAGACACACGACAAUGUCGAGGAAAGGCGAUGGACAUAACAGGACCCAACUCGUUCGCCCUGGAAGGCCACCCAUUCGUGGAAACCAGUUGGCUUCGGACGGUGACAGAAAAGAUGACCAACUGUCGCCUCGAAGAAGUGACCUUACAGAGCGAAUGCCCGAACUGUACCAUCAGCUUUCCACUUGGUGACAUCCCUGGAGCAAUAAACGGAUCUUUCAAACACAACCUCGUGACCCUCGUCUGGGACGAUUCCUGGAAGGAAGCGAAGCCGUGUGACUUAAGGGUUAUCGAAAAGGGAAUGGGCAUCAAGUACUCGACCGAAAACGACACUACCUUCCGAAUUCGGGACCCAAUGAAGCAGCUGGAUUUUAUAUAUUCAAUGGUAAACAGUUCCGUCUGCGGAGGAGGAAACCUCACUGCCUACCAUUCGGUUCUAGGAAUGGACAGAGUCGUCAUCGCGGUUCGGGAAGCCGCCAAGGGAACCGAUCUCGUCGAGAUGAGGCCCAAAAACGCGGACGCCGUAGCCAAGAUGGCGCUAUCCGAAAUGACACGGUCGGAGAUCGAAUACGCCAGUCAUACACAAUACAUCAGAGACUUCGCAAUGGACAUUUCAAACCACCUGGCCCGAGAAAUUCGUAACCUACAAUGCGAAAGCCGGAGAACUGCCUUCCAUGCCGCUACAACGACUGCACAAUACGACGGAUGGUUAGCCGCUAAGCAUCUGGACCUUCCAUUAUGCACCAAGCUACUGGCGGUCGGGGCGUCCGUGUCCGUUUUGCUGUGUUUUUCCAGCAACGUCACCUUCGAGAUGGUUUACGCCAUGUGGAGCCCAACCUCGGUGGGGCAACCAGACCAUCAACGUGGAAGGUUGGGAGCUCACGAAGUACUCCGAUUGCUACUGGCACGCAAACUUCGUCAAUUUCAACGGCAAAGCCCACACCUUCAAGAACAACACCUGGAUGCCAAUCAACCCCAACCUAAAGAUACAAGGCCGCCGUCUCAUCGACACCAUGCCCCUGGAGGUCGAUAA